AUGUUCAGACGUUGGAGGAGCUGAGCCUGAGUGUCCUGAGUCGUCUCGAGGAGGUGGUGAAGGAGCAGCAGCGCUGGAGGGAAAUCGCGGAGGCCAACUUCCAACUGCUUCGAGACCUUGCUUUUCAAGAGUGGCUGUGCUCCCAGAGCCUGGAGCACUACUACCACACACUGCAGGCAUUGGGGUGUUUGAACCUGGACGAUCUGGCCCAGUUUGACAGUCAGCUGCAGCUGUCUCUGGCAGCCUGGGGAUACUACUACGAGGACUACAUCCGCUUGUCCAGGGGGGUCAAAGUCCUACAGGCUUCCCGGGGGAGCCGAGACCAGGACUACGAGAUCCGGCUGGUGCACAGCCUCGCCAAACGACGUCUGAAUGAAAAGUGGUCAUUCGCAGGUGCACUCAUAUUUGGCUGUACUGUGGCACUGUGCUUCCUGAUAAAGGACCUCAUGUUUUACGUGAUUGGUGGAAUUACUGUUUCCAUCAUAGCGUUUGUCUUCACCAUCAAGUUCCUCUGUGAGCUCGCGGCGCGGGUUGUCAGCUUCCUGCAGAAUGAGGACCCGGGGCGACGCGGGGACCGCAGCAUCUACGACUAUGUGCGGGGCAACUACCUGGACCCGCGCUCCUGCAAGGUGUCGUGGGACUGGAAAGACCCCCAGGAAGUGGGACAGACGAUGAGCUUCAGAGUGCACCUGUUCUACAAGAACGGCCAGCCCUUCCCGGCCCACCGGCCCGUGGGCCUGAGGGUCAACAUCACCCACAUCGAGCUGGCCCUGGACAUCCCCGUCACCCAGGAGGUGCUGCAGGAACCCGAGUCCAACGUGGUCAAGGUGGCCUUCACCGUGCGCAAGGCCGGCCGCUACGAGGUGGCGGUGAAGCUGGGGGGGCUCAAUGUGGCCUACAGCCCCUACUACAAGAUAUUCCAGCCAGGCACUGUGGUCCCUUCCAAAACCAAGAUAGCCUACCACUUUUCAACACUGGUGCUCGUCAACGGCCAGCAGCACACCCUGCAGAUCGAGCCCAGGGACGAGUACGGCAACCCCACCAGUAACUCCACCUCUCUGGUGGACGAGGUCAACUACAGCGUCCACAUCCACUCCCUGGGCACGGUGGAGGACGACAGCCCGGAGGAGUACUACAGCAAGUCGGUGUCGUCCAACAAGCAGCAGUGUCAGGUGCUGCUGAAGCUCACCCUGAGGAGAAAGGGCUGCUUCCGAGCCCGCCUCUCCUACAUGCAGCAGCCCCUCAGCAACGGGGAGUUCGACAUUAUUGUUCUCAGUGAGAAUGAGAAGAACUGUGUGGAGAAGAACGUGUCCACGCCGGGCAUCAGCAUCUACUUUGAGACGUACCUCUACAGCAGCGGCAACUACAGCAGCUCCUCCUGGCAGCCGCCCUCCUCGUCCCUGCUGGCCCCCCAGCGGAGGCCCUCCAUGGGGGACGAGGAGGAGGAGCACGACUCCCCGGUGGAGGGCCAGCCCGAGAAGGUCAAGAAGCCAAAAAAGGUCUACUGUUACAUAUCGCCAAAGCAACUAUCCGUGAAGGAGUUCUACCUGAAAAUAAUUCCAUGGCGCCUUUUCACCUUCAGAGUGUGUCCAGGACGAAGGUGAUUCUCCUACCACGGGCCGGACCCGGUCCACAAGUACCUGACGCUUGUGGUGGACGACGGCAUCCAGCCCCCCCUUGAGCUCAGCUGCAAAGACCGCAACAUCAUGGCCGCCACCUUCAUCCGCUUCCUGCAUAAGAACAUCGGGGGCUCGGAAACGUUCCAGGAUAAGGUCAACUUUUUCCAGAGGGAACUCCGGCACAUUCAUUCCAAGAGACCUCGCACCAAAACCUGCCUCAAGAUCACACGCCACACCAUCUUGGACUCAUCGCUGAAGGCCACCAGAAACUUCUCUGUGUCGGAUUGGAGCAAGAACUUUGAGGUGGUGUUCCAGGACGAGGAAGCUCUGGACUGGGGCGGGCCUCGCCGCGAGUGGUUCGAGCUGAUCUGUAAAACGCUGUUCGACACGUCCAACCAGCUCUUCACACGCUUCAGCGACGGCAACCAGGGCCUGGUGCACCCAAACGCCGACCGGCCGGCCCACCUGCGCCUGAAGGUGUACGAGUUUGCGGGACGUGUGGUGGGGAAGUGCCUGUACGAGUCUGCGCUGGGCGGGGCCUACAAGCAGCUGGUCCGCGCUCGCUUCACACGCUCCUUCCUGGCCCAGGUCAUCGGCCUGAGGAUGAACUACAAGUACUUGAGAGACGACCAGGAGUUCUACAAGACCAAAGUGUGCUUUAUCCUCAACAACGACGUGAGCGAGAUGGACCUGGUGUUCGCCGAGGAAAAGUACAGCAAGGCCGGCCACCUGCACCAGGUGGUGGAGCUGAUCUCGGGCGGGGCACAGAUAGCCGUGAACAACGAGAACAAAGUGCACUACCUCAACCUGCUGGCCCAGUACCGGCUGGCCAGCCAGGUCAGGGAGGAGGUGGAGCACUUCCUCAAAGGAAACUUGCUGGCUAUAUUCGAUGAGAAUGAGCUGGAGCUGCUGAUGUGUGGCACUGGAGACAUCAACGUGCAGGACUUCAAAGCCCACGCCGUCAUCGUCGGAGUCUGGCACUUCAGAGAGAAGGUACGGGGGAAACUAGGACGCUCGCCGCUGAUGAAGUGGUUCUGGGCGGUGGUCUCCAGCUUCACCAGGGAGGCUGCUCGCCUGCUGCAGUUCACCACCGGCUCCUCCCAGCUGCCCCCCGGAGGCUUCAACACCGUCUGCCCCUCCUUCCAGAUCAUGCGCCGCCCCACCCACGCAGCACCCUGCCACCGCACACACCUGGUGACUUUCAACCAGCUGUGUCUCCCCACCUAUGACUCCUACGAGGAGCUGCACAAGAUGCUGAAGCUGGCCAUCAGCAGGGCAGCGAGGGGCUUUGGUAUGCUAUAGAGGAGUCCUCCUCGCCCCUCCCCGUCUCCUCCUCCCCCACCACCGUAUCACCUUGUGUUGGAACUAAUACAACACAUGACAGGAGAUCACCUGAGACACACACACACACACACACACACACACACACACACACACACACACACACACACACACACACACACACACACACUCGCACUCGCACUCGCACACACUCUCACACACUUGGACAACUUCCGGGAGAAUGGCGAUGGAGUGUCCGUGCUUCGAUACAUUUAAUGCUGUGUGUACAUAUAUAUACACACUUACCAAGAUGCUGAACUUAAGAGGGGGGGGGGGGGG
Molecule: messenger RNA, 3239 nt
Organism: Gadus morhua (Atlantic cod)
Lineage: Eukaryota; Metazoa; Chordata; Actinopteri; Gadiformes; Gadidae
Gene: arel1
Product: apoptosis resistant E3 ubiquitin protein ligase 1
Biological process (GO): negative regulation of apoptotic process; protein polyubiquitination; ubiquitin-dependent protein catabolic process
Cellular component (GO): cytosol; cytoplasm
Molecular function (GO): ubiquitin protein ligase activity
Source: RefSeq, a predicted model, not a curated record